Diplodia corticola is the source of this 336-nucleotide messenger RNA. RefSeq lists its product as uncharacterized. Bases 1 to 336 code for a protein of 111 amino acids. The transcript is spliced from 3 exons. NCBI's taxonomy places the organism in Eukaryota, Fungi, Ascomycota, Dothideomycetes, Botryosphaeriales, Botryosphaeriaceae. The record is from RefSeq and is a predicted model, not a curated record.
AUGUCCGACUACGACAACGACUCCUCCCGCUACGGCUCCAGCACCACCGGCGGCGCCGGCUUCGGCAGCAAGACCUCUGGCGGCCUGGACGACGACUACGACAACAGCGGCGUCCGCACCGGCUCGCACGGCCACACGGGCGGCUACUCGGGCGGCAGCGACCAGUACGGCUCCGGCACCACCGGCGGUGCCGGCUUCGGCAACAAGACGUCUGGCGGUCUGGACGACGACUACGGCAACUCCGGGCUGCGCACGGGAUCGCACGGCCACACGGGCGCGUAUUCGGGCGGGAACGGGGAGUCAUGGGGAGGAGAGGAGUGGCGGCGGUGGUGGUGA